This is a messenger RNA of Colletotrichum spaethianum, 789 nucleotides long. RefSeq lists its product as uncharacterized. The record is from RefSeq and is a predicted model, not a curated record. The transcript has a single exon. The coding region runs from base 1 to 789 and encodes 262 amino acids. NCBI's taxonomy places the organism in Eukaryota, Fungi, Ascomycota, Sordariomycetes, Glomerellales, Glomerellaceae.
AUGGAAUACAAACCAUACUGCGCUCGCACUUCUGAAGACUUGAGAAUCGCGUCGAAGCAACAUGGGGACAAAAGUGUCAUCUGGCAACUCGACCGCGACGACCUUGUUAGCUCGGCGAGCCGAUGGAACCUACGCCACACCAUCGCUUACCGGCUGCUCGUCCAGCCCGAAGCCGUCUUUCUACCGAUACUCGCAACUGAUCAUGCUUUACGAUGCCCCAUUUGCAGUGCUGAGGACAGGCCUCUGACCCAAAAGCUCAACCCUAUAGGGACCCAGAACCUCACAGGAGAGAACCCUCGUGAUCUCAGGAUGAUGACCGAAAGCGACCUCAUGCGCCUGCCGGAAGGGUUUUUCUGGGCUGCGCUGGCGCGAGCGAUCAGACCCGAGAUCACCGACGAGGACAGGGUAUAUCCCCAACGGGAGAGAAGGCCGGUUCGGCGAGAGGGCUACAUGAACUCGGCGAUGGCGAUAGUCGGUUCAUCCUCGCCGCCGCUGCCGCCAUCCUCGUCCGAGUUUGAGGUCGAGGUGGAAGGAUUGGACCAGGACGAGCACGAAGAUCGGCGUAGUAAGCCCGAAGAAGUGACAGUUCACCUGGUUACCGCUUUCUUGCAGUUUGCAUUGAACCUUUGCUUUUGCCAGCAUACCAUCGGCAUAAUCACUGAUUCUGAGGUGCGAACUCGGGUUGAGCGGAGGAAAACAAAAACCUUCAUCAGCGGAAUGAUCCCGGUCGCGGCUGAGGAUGACGGUGCAUCUGUCAGCUGCGUCGCCGGACGCUGGGGUGGGAGAUGA